AUGAGAGAUCUCAGGUACACUGCACUGCUGGCUUUCCUGCUGUUCAUGAUUUCAUCUGGUUACUGCAAAGAGAGAAUUGACUCACGGAACCUCAGUGAAAAAAGCCUUCUGAAUUUUAUUAUGAAAAUCAUCAGAGACUUAAAGAAAUAUAACUUAGAGGAAACAAAGAUAAUGCAGUAUGUAUCUAAACAAACUGAUUAUAGCAUGGAAGAAAAGGAGGACCGUGAUUAUAAGUUAUAUCAAGAUGAACAGAGGAUAGAAAUAUUUCCUCGAGAUCUCAGGAUGAAAGACAAAUUUUUAAAACACUUAACAGGUCCUCUUUACUAUAGUGCAAAAUGCAGUAGAUAUUUUCACAGACUCUAUCAUUCUACUAAAGACUGCACCAUUCCUGCAUAUUAUAAAAGAUGUGCAAGACUUCUUACGAGAUUGGCAGUAAGUCCGGUGUGCAUGGAUGGAUAAAAAUCUGAUUACAGCAAAGACCAUAAAGAUACUGAAACCCAAGAACUAUAAGAAGUGCCUUGGAACUCAACAGGGAAACGUUUAAUAUGUUUAUAGCAUAUUUCAUUGUGAACAAAAAAGAUUUAUUUUUGCAUAUUGACAGAAUACUGUACUUCCACAAUUCUCUAACAUACAU
This is a messenger RNA of Bombina bombina (fire-bellied toad), 634 nucleotides long. It is a transcript of the gene ALKAL2, whose product is annotated as ALK and LTK ligand 2. The record is from RefSeq and is a predicted model, not a curated record. Lineage: Eukaryota; Metazoa; Chordata; Amphibia; Anura; Bombinatoridae. The coding region runs from base 1 to 459 and encodes 152 amino acids. Gene Ontology annotation, biological process: positive regulation of ERK5 cascade; positive regulation of ERK1 and ERK2 cascade. Gene Ontology annotation, molecular function: receptor signaling protein tyrosine kinase activator activity; receptor tyrosine kinase binding. The transcript has 5 exons.